This is a messenger RNA of Pyricularia grisea, 1464 nucleotides long. RefSeq lists its product as uncharacterized. The coding region runs from base 43 to 1464 and encodes 473 amino acids. Lineage: Eukaryota; Fungi; Ascomycota; Sordariomycetes; Magnaporthales; Pyriculariaceae. The transcript is spliced from 3 exons. The record is from RefSeq and is a predicted model, not a curated record.
CUGGUGGCCUCCUAGUUUGCGAUACUUUCGUGCUCUCCAACCAUGCGUUUCCUACUAUUCGCCCUGUUAAGCCCUAUUACAACCAUCUCGGCUCAGUCACUAUGCAACCGGGCCUAUCACAAUGUCACCUCAAUCGAACAACUGAGUCGGUUGAGGGAAUGUACGGUCGUCCACAACCUGCGUUUCACCUCUGGCCCCCUCAACGGGACGCGUGAAAUCUCCUUGGACGGAAUCGAGGAAGCCGAACAGAUCCUCAUCGGAGGUGCGGGUUGCAUGCAAGCAGCUCCGUGCACCGCCCCGACCCCUGAGACGGAGCUUAGGUUCCACAGCAGAACCCUAAGACGCAUCAGGGAUUUGAUAGUCGAUUUCAACGCAGAUCACCUCGUCGAGCUGUCCCUGCCGAGCCUCGAAUCGGUGGACAACGAGGUGACCAUAUCCUCCAACAGCCUGCGCACCUUCAACAUCAGACGCUUGAUACGCCUGGGCAAGCUGAGCAUCCAUGCACCGGAACUGACCAACCUCACCAUCGAUGGGCUGCAGGGGUUCAAUUCCCGCUCGCGAGGAAAUGACAAUGAGGUGCACAUUGACCGGACAGCCUUGACCUCCCUCGACAGCCUUUUCGGCCGCCGGAUGGAUGCAAGAGCUGCUGGACGAGGUGCCAAGUCUCUAGUACGCAUCUACGCGAACUCUCUGCCCAACGUUCGACGCGUCAAUUUUGCGUGGAACAACCUCGACACCCUCGAAAUCGACGGGACCGACCCUGGCGUCACGGUCGUGUUCCAGGGAGGUGGCUUUGGAAAUGACAGUUUGAAGUACGGACAAGUGAUCCUCGCGAAGGGUGAUGCGGGUGUGGAGCGCGGGUCUUCGCUGAGAGGAAAGCUGGAGGCGGAAAGUCUGUAUGUCACCAACAACAGAACGCACCUCAACAUACCAUUUGACAGACUAAAAACCCUCGACGUUCCGUCCGGCUUGAAGGAUGUCGUGGGAACCGUAGCCAUGACAUCUCCGGAUGCCUUGUCUGGCGCCUCGGGGCUGGAAAGCAUUUCUCUGAGGUCAUACGAGUUCCAUCUACCGUCUGAGUUCAAAGACGGCAAGAGGAUAUGGCGAUGGCCCGAUACGAGAAUGCAGCGGGCUGAGGUCCGAGGAAAAGUGCACAUGGAUUUCAUGAAUUCCUUUUUGGAAGACCGAAACCCAGACGACACCAACAACGCAACAUCCCGACCGAGCGUCACCUUGAAAUUCUCACUGAUCGGGAUUCGAGAGAGCGACUACACCCUCAACUGCGCUCCGUUUGAGAAAUUACGCGACCAGGGCGUACUGCCUCAAGCUAGCGAUGGCGAUCUUCGUAGUCAAGGGCCGUACUUUGAUUGCAGUGAUGAUAAAAGGAAUGACGCUGUUGCUAGAGAGGUGGGAUGGCAGACCUGGCUCGCAGUGGUACUGACUGUUGCUACCGGGUGUGUGUAA